Rhizophagus irregularis DAOM 181602=DAOM 197198 is the source of this 1327-nucleotide messenger RNA. RefSeq lists its product as uncharacterized. The record is from RefSeq and is a predicted model, not a curated record. Gene Ontology annotation, cellular component: cytosol. Gene Ontology annotation, molecular function: 3'-5'-DNA exonuclease activity. NCBI's taxonomy places the organism in Eukaryota, Fungi, Glomeromycota, Glomeromycetes, Glomerales, Glomeraceae.
AAAAACCUGAUUGACCGUUACACAGUACCGUACCUUUUUUUUUAGCAAGAAACCAUGUCGAAAGGAAUUCGAUUUAUUGAAAUUGGUGCCAAUUUGACGGAUCCUAUUUUUAAUGGAGUUUAUCGUGGUGUUCAAGCUCAUACUGGUGAUUUUAAGGAAAUGCUACAACGAACUAGAAAUGCUGGUGUAGAAAAAAUCAUAGUAACUGCUGGAACAGUAAAGGAGGCUGAAGAGGCCAUUAAAUUAGUUAAUACUUAUGAAAAUCUGUUUAUGACUGUUGGUUGUCAUCCAACGCGUUGUAAAGAAUUUGAAAAAGAUCCUGAAGGACCAGAUGGAUAUUAUCAAAAACUCUUAAAUAUUGCAAAAUCUAGUGACAAAGUUGUAGCAAUUGGAGAAUGUGGACUUGACUAUGAUCGACUUUAUUUUUGUCCAAAAGCAACACAGUUGAAAUAUUUUGAACGUCAAUUUGAUUUGGCCGAAGAAACUGGACUUCCAAUGUUUCUUCAUAAUCGUAAUACUGGAAAUGAUUUUAUGGAUUUGAUUCAAAAGCAUAGACAUAGAUUCAAAAAUGGAAUUAUGCAUUCAAUUACUUGCACAAUGGAGGAAAUGGAACGUGCUGUUUCUUUAGAUUUGUAUCUUGGAAUUAAUGGAUGUUCAUUGAAAACACAUGAAAAUCUUGAAGUGGCGAAAAAAGUCCCAAUAGAAAAGUUAAUGUUAGAAACUGAUGCGCCAUGGUGUGAUAUUAGACCCACGCAUGCUUCGUAUAAACAUUUAAAUUUAUCGAAAGAAGAAGAGUUGUUAUAUAAACCUCCAACACGUAAGAAGGAAAAAUUCGAAUUGGGAUUUAUGGUUAAAGGACGUAAUGAACCUUGUUGUAUCGGGCAAGUGUUACAUGUAUUAGCUUCAAUUCGUGAUGAGAAUCCCGAAGAAUUAGCUGAAACGAUAUAUAAAAAUACAUGUGAAGGUUUUAAUUUAAAACAUGAGUAGAAUUUGAAAUAUAGUGUGUAGUAGAUUUGAUAUAAUAAAUAUUUAUAAUGUAAAAUUGCAACUGUGUAGUGGUAAAUUCAGAUUUGAUAUAAAUACAAUUGCAAUUGUGUAGUGCUAAAUUCAGGUUUGAUAAUUAAAAAUAAAUAUCUUAUAAUUGCAACUGCGUAGUGCUAAAUUCAGAUUUGAUAUAAUUAAAACAAAUAUUUAUAAUUAUAAAUACUGUAUCUAAUGCCGAAUGUAAAAAAUGGUAAUUGAUAAGAUUACAAUAGGAUUUACUUAUUAUAAAAUUUAUAUAUUUAAUAUAUAUUCAAUUAAAAUUACUUAAUAAAAAAUUACUUUA